Molecule: messenger RNA, 1819 nt
Organism: Heterotrigona itama
Lineage: Eukaryota; Metazoa; Arthropoda; Insecta; Hymenoptera; Apidae
Source: the annotation of a GenBank genome assembly
AUCGCCGCUUGAAGCGUGUUAAUUAGACAAACAAACUGUGGCCAAGGCGGGUGUUAAUCGGACACGCCGCAAGGAAAUCUGGAAAGGACGUGCGAGUCGAUGAGAAGAAGGAGGCGGCGGAGGAGAAGAAAGAGGCAGAAAUUUAGGAUCAUCGGGAGAUAUGGAGAACAACGACGAAGCGCGGACUGUGGCCGAACGUGCGUCAACGUCGAAGGAAGAACCCUUGGAGGCGACUGCCGAUGAUGAUUACGGCUGCGAGCAUUACAAGCGAAAAUCCAAGUUUGUGACACCGUGUUGCAACAAGGUGUACACGUGCCGAUUCUGCCACGACAAGGAGGAGACCCACACAGUAAACAGAAAAGAGGUGACGGAACUUAUAUGCGUGCUGUGCGACACGCGUCAACCCGUGCAAGCCACUUGCCAGAAUUGUCAUUGCCGGUUCGGCAAGUAUACGUGCCUCGAAUGCAACUUAUUCGACGACGAGGACAAGAAUCAGUAUCACUGCGAUGGCUGCGGGAUAUGCAGGGUCGGCGGUCGCGAUCGAUUUUUCCACUGUGCCAAGUGCAACAUGUGUUUGCCGGUUCAGUUACAAAACGGACACACGUGUGUAGAAAAUGUUUCUCACGCAAAUUGUCCAGUUUGCCUGGAGGACAUUCACACAAGUCGUAUACCCUGUCACAUUCCAAACUGUGGUCAUCUGCUUCAUCGCACUUGUUUCGAGGAAUUGUUACACUCAGGACAUUACGCGUGUCCAACUUGCCAAGUAUCGCUUUUAGAUAUGACUGAUUUAUGGAGAUUUUUGGAUAUGGAAGUAUCUUCAACGCCAAUGCCGGAGGAGUACAGGGAUUACAAGGUUGAUAUUCUGUGCAAAGACUGUCACGAGAUCCAGACACGUUGGAUUGAACGAUAUGAAAUUACGUUGGCGAUGAAGAGAAUCCGCGAUGCUCUAGAACUUUGAGUAUUAAAACGGGAAGAAAUGCGAAACACUUACGAGAAAGUGUUACUUUUAGACGUUCCAAAAGAGCAAAAGAGACAUUAGGAAAAAAUGGCCUCGUCGGCAUUAUACCUCUUUACUUGUUUUUAGUGAAUUUAUACAUCUUUGUUGAUUGUUUUUAGACUUUUUAUAGAUGUUAUUUUAUUAGGAGGCUGAAUGUAGCGACUGAUCUAAUCAUCAGUGUUUAUAUCUGUAAUCAUGGAAACUACUGAAUUAUUGAAUAAUCGUAACUUGAAUUAAUUCGAAUCAUUUAAAGCGAAUAGUUUAUUUCUUUUUUCUUUUUUCCUGUUUUUCUUUUUUUCUCCAAAAAUACAAAUGUUAUUUAACGAUAGCGAUUCUAAAUCAUUCAAUUCGUCUUGGCAGUUAUUUCGUUACUCAUUGGAGACGCGGUAUACACGGUGUCACCAUUUCCUAAAAAUUCUUCUCGCGCUGUUCCCUAAGUAUAUCCUUAAACAUUUCAUAAGGCGUGACUUUCUUUCGAUGCAAUCUUUUCGUAAAUGCUAAAUCGAUAUACCGGUAGUGCUAGUCAAAGAAAGAAAAGUAAAAAAAAAAAAAAUCUCGCCCUCUUUUAGCUAUUGUUAUAAUCGACAGCUAAGAGUUCCUCUGUAUUAUCUCUACUACACAUAGUUCCCCGAUGUUAUAUUACGCAAUUAUAUCUAGAGAUAGAGAUCAAUGAGAUUAUUACUAAUAAGACACGUUUUAUUCCUUAAUGAAUUAUUGUACGCGCAAUUUUCGAAAAGAUCGCCAUCUAGUCAAAGAUUUCUCGAGUCACUUCUUGAUAUGAUCGUUCUAUAUGUAAAAAAAAAAAAGAAAAAAAAAGCAAAA